Molecule: messenger RNA, 850 nt
Organism: Ruditapes philippinarum (Manila clam)
Lineage: Eukaryota; Metazoa; Mollusca; Bivalvia; Venerida; Veneridae
Product: fucolectin-1-like
Exons: 4
Coding region: 299-712 (137 amino acids)
Source: RefSeq, a predicted model, not a curated record
CACUUACACAGGAGUCUUCUAUUAAUAUAGAAACUUAAAUUUCAAGACGUGUCCAUAUUUAUUAAUGUACUUACACAAAUUACAAUCAUGGAGCUCGUAUAUAAAUAUAUCCGUAUCUUUUUAACAGAAUUGUGAAUCCUUCAUCUUCCAAGCCUCAAACAAAAAUUGUACAUUGUAUAGUGUUUUCUUGACGUCGCCUGAUGACGUAAUUGAUGGAAUAUAUUACGUCAGAUCAACUGCCGUGGAACAUGUUGAUGUGGUAGAGACAACAUGCAGAAGUGGAAGUUUAUCAAGUUCAAUGACAAAUGUUGCUCUCAAUAAACCAGUGACCAUGAGCUCUAUGCAUCAAUAUCCUCCAACUCCCACGCCAGAAAUGUUGACGGAUGGAAAUCGUAGUGACGUAUAUCCAUGCCCUCACUCAGAACUUGAAACAAAUCCUGAAGCGAUUAUUGAUCUAGAACAAACAUAUGGCAUCACUGGAAUCUACAUUGUAAACCGGGUAGACUGUUGUCCACAGAGAUUACAUGACCUUAUUAUCCAGAUAGGGGACACCUUGGCCGACCUUAAAACAGUUUUCAACCAUACGAGCCCCAUUGGUGAUACUUGCACGAUCUUAUUCGGUGCCCCACAGCAUGGACGCUACGUCAAGUUGUACAUAGAGGGAACCGAAUAUCUGACGAUAUGUGAAGUAGAAGUCUACAGUGACCUGUAAACAGCUCAACAAAAAAACUAAUUUUCCAGAUAUUUGAAUAUCUGAUAGACAUUGUAAAAAUCCCUCGAUUACUUGGGCAACAAGUUGAUUAUUUUUCAUGGUUUAUUGUCUUAUAUAUAGAUUGAUGCUAAUGUGUUU